Molecule: messenger RNA, 6631 nt
Organism: Marchantia polymorpha subsp. ruderalis
Lineage: Eukaryota; Viridiplantae; Streptophyta; Marchantiopsida; Marchantiales; Marchantiaceae
Source: the annotation of a GenBank genome assembly
ACUCAACCUUCUUCCGUGCGGAUGAGGGUCUGCCUGUCAUCGUCACCGACCGAACCUCAACCAUUGUCCCUCUGUCUUGUAAUGUCUGUACAGUACAAUUCCCUUCCGCAUUUGCUGCCUGCUCUCUCUUCCCUGCCCUCCCCUCCCGUUCUCCGAUUUGGAUUUGGCCGUUUGUCGCACACCGAGUAUCAGCGGAGUUUCAGCUUGCGAGGCGGUAGCACGAGUAGAGUUUGCGACGGGACUCUGAAUUUUAACCACAGUUAGAAGACGGGAGUGUUGGUGUCACUCGAUUGGGAGGCGAGGAGUGAGGGCGAAUUGCAGUUGUACAAGUAGAGGGAGGACCGGAAAUGUGAAUUGUGUUCAGGGUUGACGAUGGAACGCGGCCACACGGCAAGGAUUUCGGUCGAUGGGUGCAAUUCGCAGGCGGGAACAGAGGAUUGGAGAGAGGCUGAAAUCGGGAUGCGUUCAUGACUCCGGUGGGGUUGGAGUGUGGAGAGGGGAAUUGCACAUUUUUCCAGAUUUCGCAGCUACUUUUCUCCGAGGAAAGGGUUUACAAGGCCGUUCGAAUCGGCUGGACAGAUUUUGGAUGCAGAAGAAGAGCUCGAACGACAGGCGCAACCCUCCGCAUGAGUCGUGGGACAGAUUGUAGGAAAGCGCUCCGUAGACGGUGCCUGCUGCCAGAACAAAGCCAAGGUUUAUGUUGUUAGAAGAGGAGGUAGAAGAUGGGGAACAAAUUAGCUCGCACCGCUCAGUUGGACCCCAACGAGUUUUACUUGAGCGACUUGCCGUCAACAUACAACUUGGUGUUAAUGGAGGUUUUGGGGGGAGAGCGCUUAUUCAAAUCUGUACAAUGCCGUCACGACGAAGGGGUGCUUGUCGUCAAAAUUUAUUUCAAACGUGGGGAAGUUGGAGGAGAAUUCAAGGAACACGCUGCCAAGUUGGAGUACAUCAAGACGCGACUCAAAGAUGUAAAAGACUCACAUCUCUGGCCGUUUCAGAGCUGGAUUGAGACGGACAAAGCUGCUUAUCUGCUUAGGCAGUACUUUUUCAGCAAUCUUCACGAUCGUAUCAGUACACGACCUUUUCUUUCUCUUAUGGAGAAAAGGUGGAUUGCAUUUCAGCUGCUGGUUGCUAUGAGGCAAUGCCAUGAGCUUGGUAUAUGCCAUGGCGACUUGAAAUGCGAGAACGUGCUUGUUACGUCCUGGAACUGGGUGUAUCUUGCGGACUUUGCAUCGUUCAAGCCCACCUAUCUUCCUUAUGAUAAUCCCAUAGACUUUUCAUUUUUUUUCGACACCGGUGGAUGGCGUAGGUGUUACCUUGCUCCUGAGAGGUUUUACGACCCUAAAGGCCCCCCUGUUAACCCGGACUCACCACUGAAGCCAGCCAUGGACAUAUUUUCGUUAGGUUGUGUUAUAGCUGAACUCUUCCUUGAGGGGCAAACUGUUUUCGAUUUAUCUCAACUGCUGGCAUAUCGGAAAGGACAGUUUGAUAUCAAACCGUCUCUGGAUAAGAUUCCAGACGAGAAAAUAAGAGCCAUGGUUGAACAUAUGUUACAACUGAGUCCAGACGCCAGAGCAACAUCAACAGAAUAUUUGAAAACAUGGGCUCCUGAAGUGUUUCCCUCCUACUUCUUCCCUAAUCUUCACCAAUUUUUUUCGGUCCUGAUAAAUUUGGACCCGGAUACUAGAGUUGCAGUCACCGAGAAGUUUUUCCCUCAGUUCCGCACUCGUAUGAUAGAAGAAGAAAUGAAGUAUAGAAACGACGCAAAAUGUUCAGUUCAAGACCAGGAUGUAUCGCAAGACGUUGAGAGCGAUGUUGCUGAUAAAGAUCAAUCAAAACUGGACGAAGAAUCGGUGGUUGGCCAUGGUAGAAAAGUGAAAAGGAUUUCUUCAACGAAAUUCAUUGCUGAUGGAGUUCUGCAUCGUAUCAAACCAGCAGUUAUUGCUAUGUCUCAGAAAGAAAAUCCAGCGAUGGAACUUGAUGAAGAGACUUUAAACAGCAAGUGGGAAUCGGACCAAGUACUUUCAGGGGUCUUUUCGAGUGAAGAAAUAGAAGAAGCAGAGAUUCCUAGCACGCCAAGCCGACAGAAAACAGCCUUAACUUCUCUCAAAGGUGCAGCGAAGGGAGAGGCCCCCGUCCGGCAAGAAGUCAAGUGCGAAGGAAUGGUGCUGAUGGCUUCACUGCUGUGUGCUUGCUUAAGAAAUGUUAAAAAAGACCAGUCUCGCAGACUAUGCAUUCAAAUGCUUCAUGAUGCUUCUCGCUUCUGUGAUGAUGAUACUCGGCUGCAGCACAUUUUACCGUACGUCGUGUCACUCCUAUCAGAUGCCCCUGCCUUGGUGCGAUGUGCAGCGUUGCAAACCAUGUGCUACGUGCUCUCGUUGAUCAAGAACUUCCCAUCGAGCGACGCAAAGAUUUUUCCGGAAUGGAUUUUUCCACUGCUGUCAAAGCUAACGGAGGAUGCAGAGGAAAGCAUUAGGAUUGCUUAUGCAAACAACAUACACAAAAUCGCGAAAGCGUCCUAUCGCUUUCUUGUGAAGUCACAACAGAUGGCCGAGGCUGGGGAGGUUCUCGAUAGCCCUCGGCGGCCUCAGAUUGGAGCAGGUCUAAGUGUUAAGCGUUCUGAUACAGAGCUUUCUGAACUAAGAGGGAUAGUGGAGAAGAUCAUUGAGAAGCUAGUCAUCGGACAGAAGCAGACUCCAACCAUACGCAGAGCGUUGCUGAAGCACAUUGGAUCCUUGUGCCAGUUUUUUGGUCCAAAACAGACCAAUGAUGUUCUUAUGCCUUUUUUGCCUGCUUUUCUGAAUGACCGCGAUGAGCAGUUGCGUGCAGUUUUCUUUGAGUACAUUGUACACGUAUGCCUUUUCGUCGGUCAAGCAAGUGUUGAGAGACUCCUGCUUCCUCUCCUCGAGCAGGCCCUCAAUGAUGUGGAAGAAACCGUAAUUGUAAAUGCUUUGGAAUGUUUAGCAGCUUUGUGUAAGCACAAGCUUCUUAGAAAGAGGAUUCUUCUUGUUGUGGUGGAACGUGCCUGUUUCCUUCUUUGCCAUCCUAGCCAGUGGGUAAGAAGAGCAGCCGUUACCUUCGUCGCUGCAUCCAGUGCCAGUCUUGACGUGGUUGACUCCCAUGCCUUCCUGACUCCAAUUCUCUUCCCUCUUUUGCGUCGAGAGCCAGCUUCUCUGCGAUCGGAAAGUUCAAUUUUGUUAUGCCUCAAGCCACCUGUAUCAAGGGAGGUUCUGAAACGCGCUGUAAGUAACGCGUUGCAAUCAGGACCGGUCGCAGAACCAGGGAAGACGAAAGCAAAAGUGCGCCAAAGGCUAGCGUCGAUUCAGCCACCACCGGAUUUACAAUCUUCUCAACCUCGCAACAACUUCACAGAAAGGCGGAAGGUAGAGAGAGAUUCUAGCAGUGCAGGAGAAGCGGCUGAAGGUCGACCGAAGAGUUCUUCUGGGAGGAAAACAGCAGCUACACCUGCUUCGCCCAGAGCCAAUGACGUUGACAACGAAGAUGGAGAGAAGAUGAAGGCAAUGGAAGGAUACUUGCGCAAUCUGUCAAGCACCAUGAAAUCUCGAUUGAGCCAUGAGGCAGAGCACACUGAGAAGCUAGAGAAUUCUGCAGUUGGACUUCCGCCAGGUGUGGGAGCCGGUUAUUACUCCCACUAUGAUGGCACUUUAGAGGGAAUCCCUUUGUACUCUUUACCAGUAGUACAGAAGAAGGCCGAAGACAAUGUCAGUAACCAAGCCAACGUUGCUUCGUCUUACAACGAAGACUGGAACAGAGUCGGUGGACGCCAAAGUGGGGCUCCUUUUUUAAUGGCUCCUGUUGGUAACUCCAUCGGUCCAGCUUCUUCACAGUGGGCCACAAUCGGAGCACAUUCAGCUAUGCCUCCAGGAGAGCCCAUGCAGAGGUCGAUGGCUGCGGUUUCUGUCGCACCAAGAUUUAUGGCUGGAUCCUUCUAUCACGGGGGCUCUGCAACGGGUCCACGAAGAGCCCAUGAAGUCUUCAAAGACGGGAAAUUCACGGAUCCUGCUCUCUCGAACCAAGGAGCAGUGAAUAGCAGAUCAAGCAUGGCAAGUUCAGCCCAAGUUGGUAUGGAGGCUUCUCCGGGCUUGGAACCAGUUAUUGAAAUUUAUCCUACAGUGGAUUCUGUCACGGCCAUGUUGGGAUCUAUCCACUUAGGUGAAUCUGCUAUGGAGGGCAACUGGAAGCCGAAGGGUGUCCUGAUAGCAAACUUACAGGAGCAUCAGCGCGCCGUAAACGAGAUUGCAGUGGCCCAUGACAGUACUUUUUUUGUGAGCGGAUCAGAUGACGGGACCGUCAAAGUCUGGGACUGCCGUCGCCUGGAGCGUGAUAUCUCAUUCCGCUCACGCCUGACCUACUCCUUCGGUUCAAAAGUCUCUGUGCUUUGCGUGUCGAUGCUUACGUCUCGGCAUGAAGUAGUCGCAGCUUCCAGCACUGGGAAGAUUCACUCUCUGAACGUGGAUUAUGUGGCGAAGUUGAGUGGUAGUAAUGAACGUUACACCGGCUUCACAGAGAUCUGCAAGCUGGAGAGUGACGAGGGUGCAGUUCUUUCUCUUCACACUUUGACGUCGAAGGGGCCGUCACAUGUGCUGUACAGUACACAGCGGAAUGGAAUUCAUCUUUGCGAUUUACGAGCUCAAUCCGAAGCUUGGGUUCUCAAAGGAAAGCCAGUAGAGGGCUAUAUAACGUCCACAGCCCUGGAUCCUAACGGUAACUGGAUAGUUUCCGGGACAUCCAGGGGCAUUUUGACUCUGUGGGACUUGCGGUUUCAGUUACCUGUCAAUACUUGGCAACAUCCGUUGAGUUGUCGUGUCGAGAGUAUGUGCCCUCUCCUUCCUACAGCUCAUCCAGAUAAGCAACCGUCCUUAGCUCGACCUUUCAUAUAUGUGGCUGCGGGCCAAGAUGAAAUUGCCUUAUGGAACGCGGAAGAUGGAAGCUGCCAUCAGGUUAUGAGAUUGGGACAAGAUCCGGAUAUCGAACCACCUCCACCUGCAAUCCCAGCUGCGCUUUCGCCACGGCUUUCCAAUUCAAGGCCUGGAAGUAGCACAUCCGGGACCGGUUCUCAGAUGAACAAUCUGAAGUUGAACAACUACAGAAUGGAUGAGCUUAAUGAUCCGCCUCAAAGGCUACGUGGCGUGCGAGCUUUGUUCCCUUUAGCUGGAGGGACAGGCUUAUUGUCUGCAGGCUCAGACUGUCGAAUCAGAAUGUGGGAUCGCUUGAGGCCGGAACGAAGUUACACUGUUUGCGGACCAACGACAAAAGCUUAUUGUCCGGAACAAGUUGUGUACGAAACGAGGUCACUCUCUAAUGUUCGCAUUAUUCAGGAGUCUAUCGUUCCUAGAGUGGACAAUAGCAAGAGUCAAAAUCAGGGGAACAAAUCUCCUCCAAGAACUGGCCUAGCUGCUGCUGCCCUUGAUGUUGUUGGAUGUCACCGAGAUUGUAUCAGUUCGUUAGCUUUCGCACAAGCGAAUCAAAGGUUCCUGAUCUCAAGCAGCCGAGAUGGAUCUAUCAAAGUCUGGAAGUAGCUACAUGAAAUUCUGUCCGCCUCUUUGUAGGCUGCGCAGAAUGCGACAUUAUCUGUUCACUGCUCUGUGAGUGCAAUUUUCAUCACAGGAUUUCCAGACUUUCUCCAGACUCUGGAGCAUUUUUUUCACUCUCCAUAGUUAUAUCAAGAUACAAGCUGAUCCACAUUCAGUGCUUUUCCUCCAAUUGCUUGUGAAUACACUGGUGGAAGGCAGGUGAGAGGUUAUCAGUCAAUGUAAAAUCUAGGGUAGAUGUAAGAAAUACGCAAAACUCAUUGUUUUAAUAUCUGGGGGUCAUAGAAGCAGGCAGCUUUAUCUGUAUAUAUCUCCCAUUGUAUAGGUAUUUCAUCAAGUUUGCUUGUGAAGAUCUGUUAGUCUUUUGGUGCAAACAUCCUCAGAUCUGAGCUGCUUGUAGUGGCUUUGCUACCUGUCAAGGGGUUCUGCUGAGCUUGUGACACUGAUUGAGGCAUUUGUGCAAUGCAGCUUCUGUACAGAAGCUACGCUCUGCCUUGUGUAAAAGAUAUGACUUCUUCGGAUGAUUUGUAGUUUUCAGUCGACAUAUCUGGUCGAGAAAUCAUUUGGCAUUUGUUUGAUUUCAUCAUUACAGAUCGGAGGAUGUGAGCUGAAUAGUGUGGGCGAGGUUUAUGACGAGUCAUUACACGGGGACCAAAAUUGCAAUCAAGAGAAACAUCAGUAUGAGCCAGUUGUGGAUGGAACAUGUCGUUGGAUUUGAAUGCUCUACAUGAUUCAGGUAGUUGAGAAUGAAGUGAAGGGGCCGCCGUGGAUCGUUGGGUCUUUAGUUUUCCAAAACACUUAUUCGUCAUGGCUUCCCAUGCAGCUUUAUAUUUGGAGAGCAGUUGUAGCACUCGAAGAUCUUUUAGAGUCAUCCUACUCAGCUUGGCUGAUAGGUGAAUUGUUUACAUGGGGAGAUCUUAUCUCAGAACCUGAUCUGAUCCACGAGAAGUGCAUGCUGAUCAGAACGGAAAGGUCAACUGAUCGUCCUUCGCUUUUAGCUCAUAUUGGCGGGUGAAAAUAGAGAUGAUUAUGUGAAGGUUUGAUCCUUCAUGUACUUUUUAAUUAUAACUUGCACCAAG